GCGAGCUUAAAUGCCAUACCAUCCACAGGACAUUAUUUCACCAUCAACACGAUCGUCGUCUCGCCAACAUCAGUCGGAUCCGUGAGACUCAACACUUCCGACCCCUUCACCUUCCCGCUCAUUGACCCUGCCUUCCUGACGACCGAAUUCGAUGCCUUUGCCAUGGUCUCUGCGGUGCGCGCUGGUCGGCGCUACAUUGCGACAGAGCCCUGGCAUGGCUUCAUUGUCGAGCCAUACGGCAAAGUUAGCACUGCAACGGCGGACGAGGAGAUAAUUGCUGCCAUGCGCGAGAAUAUCGUCACUAUCUGGCACCCGACGCGUACGGCACGGAUGGCACCCGCCGACGCUCACUGGGGUGUCGUGGAUCCGCAACUCCGGGUGAAGGGCGUACAUGGUCUGAGAGUGGUGGAUGCGUCUGUCAUACCUGUAAUUCCUGCCGGCCAUCCGAUCGCAGCCAUCUACAUCUUGGCUGAGCGUGCUGCAGAUUUAAUAAAGGACUCCUGGGCGUGAACCGUGGCUGUGUAAUAAAUGGAACUGAAUUAUCUGUCGCUAUUACAAAGUGCAACGGAGUGGUUUUCGUGUGGACUGCGUACUAGUCCUACAGCCCCUGCGCAAGAUUAUUUGUGGCCACUUUCAAAACGG
This is a messenger RNA of Phanerochaete carnosa HHB-10118-sp, 642 nucleotides long. RefSeq lists its product as uncharacterized. The coding region runs from base 163 to 510 and encodes 115 amino acids. Gene Ontology annotation, molecular function: flavin adenine dinucleotide binding; oxidoreductase activity, acting on CH-OH group of donors. The transcript has 3 exons. Lineage: Eukaryota; Fungi; Basidiomycota; Agaricomycetes; Polyporales; Phanerochaetaceae. The record is from RefSeq and is a predicted model, not a curated record.